AUGACUUCUAGCUCUAGCAUGCCCACCCUCCCCCUCGGCGGGUCCGCCUCUUCCGAGCACAUCUCCCGCAUGAAUCUCGGUCUCAUGGGUCUAACCUGGACCGAUCCCAGCCAUUUCACUCCCGACGAUGAAGCCUUUGCAACUAUGCGUGCCUCUCUAGAUGCCGGUUGUCGACUCUGGGAUGCCGGUCAAUUCUACGGCCCUUCAGUCGAUCCUCAUGCGAAUCUAAAGUUGGUGAAGAGGUACUUUGACAAGUACCCAGAGGACAAGGAGAGAGUAGUCCUCUGUGUCAAGGGAGGUGUGGACAUCUUUGGAAAGGGAGGUUAUGCAGAGAAGAGCAUGGCGGGAAUGGCGCCAGUGACGAAUGUGGACACGUUGCGGGAGACGCUCAAGCAGAUUCGUGCUGAGCUGGGCUCGGACAAAGGAGGUAAGGAGCUGGACCUCUGGGAGCCAGCUCGAUUCCCAAAGGCUAUCUCAGUGGAAGAGGCAAUCAAGAUGUACAUCUCACUGCGAGACGAAGGGCUCUUCAAGCACCUCAGUCUCUCCGAGGUGGGAGGUGAGACUCUCAAGAAGGCCAUUGAGGUAUCCAACAAUGGCAUUGCCACUGUAGAGGUGGAGUACAGCCCAUUCUGCAUGGAGGCAGAGAGCCAAGGCGUUGUUCGAAUUUGUGAAGAGAACAAGAUCCCAAUCCUAGCCUACUCGCCCGUAGGCAAGGGUCUGCUCACCGGCUCCGUACGCUCCCGAGACGACCUGCCCAAGGGUGAUCCCCGUUUGCAUCAGGAUUCCUUUUCACCCGAGAACUUCGACCACAAUAUCACCCUGGCCGAUUCCAUCAACCGCAUCGCCUCCGAGCGCGGCGCCACGGCCGCCCAGAUCUGUCUGGCUUGGAUCCUACAGCGCUCUCCCAUCUUUGCUCCCAUUCCUGGCACCAGAAAGGCUGCGUAUGCCAAGGAGAAUGCAGAAGCGGGCAAGAUCACCUUGGAUUCGAAGGAGGUGAAGCAGAUUGAUGAAAUCUUGAGCCAAUUCAAGAGAAAGGGAGGGAGAUAUAACGAGCACGCUCGUAACAGCGGAUCCCUGUGGGCUUGA
Messenger RNA from Microstroma glucosiphilum, 1086 nucleotides. RefSeq names its product Aldo/keto reductase. The record is from RefSeq and is a predicted model, not a curated record. The transcript has 2 exons. Lineage: Eukaryota; Fungi; Basidiomycota; Exobasidiomycetes; Microstromatales; Microstromataceae. Gene Ontology annotation, cellular component: cytoplasm. The coding region runs from base 1 to 1086 and encodes 361 amino acids.